Messenger RNA from Rattus norvegicus (Norway rat), 12746 nucleotides. Lineage: Eukaryota; Metazoa; Chordata; Mammalia; Rodentia; Muridae. The record is from RefSeq and is a predicted model, not a curated record.
ACUCUGGGGAUCAGUCACAGGACUGAGCGCCCACCGAACAUCCUUAGAGGAGAGAGGCAUCACGGCCACCUGCUGGGUAUCCUCCUGGCACAGGGUCUCCCGCAGGUCCUCGGGGACAUUUGCUUUCAACUCCAUCAGCCCGGAACUUGAACCCUUUCUCUUCCAGAGAUAGCUUCUUUUCCAUCGUAGUCCCUAGUCACCCUCCUGCCCUCCCGCUGCUACCCUCAUUCCGGCGGCAGAUAACCUCUGCCUGGCGUCACUUCAAACAGGGUCACUGCUGCCCUCUUCGUCCCCAGGUCUUUCUGAAUUCCAUCUUCUGCCGCGCGAUAUCACGCGGACCUAGGUUUCUCCACAAAGUCCUUUCCUGACCCAUCUCCCCUCAAAACCUGACCACAUAGUCAUCAUCUGUCCUGCCAUCCCGCUCCUCCUUAGAGGCUUAGUGAAUUCUGACCUCAUUCCUUCCACAUGAUGCUGUCUUGAAGCUUUUCUGACACUCACCUCAAAACUGACACUGACACGCGGUGUGUCCUGUGUAUUGUGUCUUUGCACCUGGGCCAUUUAAGUAAUGAUCAGGCAUGAGAAGAGGACAAAAACAGGCAAUCUUUUGGGACUUAACUUUUUGUCAUUGUUUCAAAGAGUACAACUAUUUACGUUUAGAUUCCUUCUUGUUUGAAGUCUUGUCGGCUGAACACACGGAAGGCCCCUUAGUUCACCUGUUUUCCCAGAAUCUGUUUUUUUUUUUUUUCUUUUUUUUUUUUUUCAGGUCUAGUCAAAGCACCUACACAGCCCAGCUGUGAUUAUCCCUGAGCUAGCCACCAAAGCUCGGCAACUUUUAAGGAUAAGCAGUUUUUUCUUGAGAGAGGUGGCACCAGAAACACCUUCUACAAGCUUUUCAUUAUUGCUAUGAUUUCAGUUUUCAAUUUAGAAUGUGAUAAGUCAAGUAUCUGAACACAGUGGAGUAGUUCAACACUCAUCUCAGCUUUCCAUGAUAUGUUCUCUACCGUGAAAAAUUAUGACCUCAACAUCCAAAGGCAUUCUUCGCCCAUUUCUAAUCGUCUGCAUUAUCCUGGGCUGCUUCGUGGCAUGUCUACUUAUCUACAUCAAGCCCACCAACAGCUGGGUCUUCAGUCCAAUGGAGUCUGCAAGCUCUGUGCUGAAAAUGAAAAAUUUCUUCUCCAGGAAAACUGAUUAUUUUAAUGAAACUACUAUUCUGGUUUGGGUGUGGCCAUUUGGGCAGACCUUUGACCUUACAUCCUGCCAAGCCAUGUUCAACAUCCAAGGGUGCCAUCUCACAACGGACCGCUCGUUGUACAACAAAUCCCAUGCGGUCCUGAUACACCACAGAGACAUCAGCUGGGAUCUGACUAACUUACCUCAGCAGGCCAGGCCGCCCUUUCAGAAAUGGAUUUGGAUGAACUUAGAGUCACCCACUCACACCCCCCAAAAGAGUGGCAUUGAGCACUUGUUCAACCUGACUCUAACUUAUCGCCGUGAUUCAGAUAUACAAGUGCCUUACGGCUUCUUGACGGUGAGCACAAGCCCCUUUGUGUUUGAAGUGCCAAGCAAAGAGAAGUUAGUGUGCUGGGUUGUGAGUAACUGGAAUCCCGAGCAUGCCAGGGUCAAGUAUUACAACGAGCUCAGCAAGAGUAUUGAAAUCCACACCUAUGGGCAAGCAUUUGGAGAAUAUGUGAAUGAUAAAAAUCUGAUUCCCACCAUAUCUACUUGUAAAUUUUAUCUUUCCUUUGAAAACUCAAUUCACAAAGAUUACAUCACAGAAAAGCUCUACAAUGCAUUUUUGGCUGGUUCGGUACCUGUUGUCCUGGGACCAUCUAGGGAAAACUAUGAGAAUUAUAUUCCAGCUGAUUCAUUCAUUCAUGUGGAAGAUUUUAACUCACCCAGUGAGUUGGCAAAAUAUCUGAAGGAGGUUGACAAAAACAAUAAGUUAUAUCUUAGUUACUUCAACUGGAGGAAGGAUUUUACUGUAAACCUCCCACGGUUUUGGGAAUCACAUGCAUGCCUGGCAUGCGAUCAUGUAAAAAGGCAUCAAGAAUAUAAGUCUGUUGGCAAUUUAGAGAAAUGGUUUUGGAAUUAAAAUGUCCAUCAUCGUCACAGUGAAAUAGAUUAAUGAGACACCAUUCAAGUGUUCAGGAUAAGAAGAAACACGCUGCAUUUGGGUCACAGUUUAUUUUUCCUGCUCUCCCUUGAGGACCAUGUAUAUUUUGAUGAAAUUUUUAAGAGACCAGAAUCAGCAAAUCACUCAAUUUGGUUUUAAAUUAUCCUGUAUAUAUGUGAUAACAAGCACUGGAAAUAAUUUAUUCAUCAUUCUCAUUUGUGAAGCAUUCUGUUUUUACAUUUUAUAGUUGACUGUAAAGUAAGUUUGUGAUUUAAUUGUUUCCACAUCAAUCAGAUCUUUCAUCUACUUGGGAAAUGAAAAUACAUAUUCUAAAAUAUGAAGGACUCUUUGCCAAGUGUUAUGAAAUUUAGAUUCUAACUUGUAUAAUGCUAACAAAAAAGGAUUAUUGAACCACUUAAUUCUUAAUCUCUCUGACUUCAGAGCUGAACACUACUCACAAUUGAUGUAGGUUUUACCUGUACCAUGUUUGUGAUGGUGGACUAAUUGAUGUAGUGAAGAAGAAAGGCAGGAAGCAGAAAUGUUAGUAGACUCCACACUCAUUUUCAUUAAGUUGUUUUACAAAUGCAGAUCUCAAUAUUUUAAGUUAAAGAAAGCAAGAAAUACAAUUUAUGUGGUUGGGGGAGGCUGUUUGUUUUGUUUUUGUUUUUUUUUUUUUUUGCCUAAUAAUACAUGAGAGAAUCUUCUAACAGUUCCCUUUUAUAUCAUGAGGAAAAUCAUUAUUGUAAAACUAAAUAAAUCCCCUAUAACAAUAAAAAUGAUACCUGGCACUAUAAAUAAACAUAUAUAUUAUAAAUUAUAUUUAUAGAACUUUAAUUACUCUAUCCAUUUGAAAUAUUUUUCCAAAGUAUUCCUAUUCAAGUUUCAUUUUACCAUAUUUGGUAAUAAAUAGAAAUAACUUGAAAAACCUAGAUGAUCCUUUAAAAUAUCAUUUAAAAUUUUUAGCAAUGAGUCAAACAUGUCAUGAAACACAAAAGUGAAACCUACAGGGAAGACACAGUACUGACACAGAGUAAGAUUUCAAUGUGAAGAUUUUAUUAUGUAAAUUUAUUAAGUGUUACAAAAGACAUGGAUAAAUUCUUGUUUUUUUGAUAAAAGAACACUUCUAGCCUAGAACUAUUAAUUGAAAGUUAUCUUUUAUAUUCCAUUUAAAAUAUUAUCCAUACUUAGCAUAUAUUGCUAAUAUAUUCAGGGCUUUACAGAACCAAUGUAAACUUAUUGUUGCACUGAAUUUGGGGGAAUGUUAUCUAUGAACUUUCAUCUGCCUGCAAAUGUCUCUUCUAUAAAUUUAGAGGAGAUAUGUGGGCAUAUGCAAAUACAAUAGAUUAGAAAAAAACUAGAGACUGGAGACUCUUACAGAAAAUUUUUCUUCAAAGGGUUUCUAAUGCCUGCGUUCUAUUCUGUUUGAACCCUAUAGAAAGAAUAAUGUUCCAAUGACAUCUAUUUGAAUCUUUGUGGCUCGCUACAUUUUUCUAUUAUGUGUUUCAGUCAACAGAACUCAGGCUUAUUCUUACCUAUAGAGAAGAUGCAUUUCAGUUUAAUAAGCAAGCAUUAUGUGCUUUGUGAGAGAUAAGCUACUUCAGCAUGGGAAAUAUUUGAGCAAAGAAAGACCACAGAAUUAAACAGAAUUUGAUCCCAUGUUCUUUUUUAACUUUUUAAAGAUAUGGUCAAACAGGUGAUAUUGUCAGUCCUAAAUUGCCACAGAAGUCAAAAUGAAAAUGGUCAUCACUUAAGGGCUUGUGAAAUAAAGCUUCCUAUAAUUUGCAUCUUGUACCACUCUCAAUGAAGGUUGUAUGAUUUAGUGGGAAAGGGUACUAAACAAUACCAGUAAAUUUACCCCCAUUGUUUAACUACCUAACAUGUUUUAGAGUUGCAAGCCUUUUCUACUAAGUUGACCCAAUGUAGAUUUUUCUCUAGAUUAUUUCUUUCCACACAUCAUUUUUAUAUGUAUAUCAAGAAAUAGUAUAUAUACAUAGAUACUCUUGUAAAGGCUCUAUUCAUAUAUUUAUUUGUUUAAAAGUCAAUUUUAUGCAUUUACUUGUUAUGUUUUUAGUCCAUAAACUGUAGACACCUAAACAUGCAUUGCUACGUUUAGAACUUACUGUCAUGGAAAGAUAGAACACACUCUAUGUGACUUUCAUCUCUCAUUGCUAAUUCGGAUGCCAAGAGACCUGAAGGCAGUUGCCUCUUUUAUUGAGCUCAUUCUUAGACUUGAACUACAAUUAAAUGCCAAUAGUAAGGGUAUCAGUAGAUACCAUGCCUAGCAAGGGUAUCAAGUAUUCCACAGGUACAUCCGUAUAUUGAUUGCCCAAUGCCAAGCCACAGAAAAUGUCUGAAUUUCAAGUCCACAGACAAUGAACCAGCUUUUAACUAGAAGAAUAUACAAGAAUAUACAUAAGUCAAGCUUUUUUUCCUUUCUAAUGAGCUAGUUAUUUAUUUAUGACCUAUUUAUUUCUGAUAUGUUGAGAGACAGGCAUGUCAACCCCACACAUAAUGAUAGCAGAGAUUAGAAUUUAAGGAUCCUAUUGCUGUGAAUCUUGUUUCCUCUGCCCUAUCCAUAACUUAUUGUAUGAAUAUAACUCAAUUCCUAUAAAUGUGAAUAACACCUUGGAAUUAUUUAGUGCUCGUAGGACAGUAUGUUCUGGGAGGACUUCAGCUUUUGAAUAUAUAGUAAACCGAGCUUUGAGAUGUUGACACUCUUUUUGAUAUUAUUGUUUUAGCACUCUAGCAGAAAGAACGAGCUUUAAUAUGUGUAAGUGAGAAAUUACCACUGAAAAGACAUGCCACUGGCCACUCUGUUAAUAAAUCCUGUGGCUCACACUUUUUGUAAGGAUAUCUUUUAUGAAAGAUAGAUGGAUUCAACCAAAUUGGCUUGUUGUGGGUAUAAUAAAAGCAGAUUAAUAUGCCUAGAGAUCAAUGAUGUCUCUGAAAAGGUCAUGAACAAGUUUUCAUCUAAAAGUGCAGAAAGUCAGUAUCAUCAGGGCUCUGAGUAUUUAAUCAAUAAGUAUUUCAGGCCGCAAUAGUCGGAAUACAAAAAUAAUUAUUCUAAGCCUUACUGAAGAGAAAUGUUUUUGCUUAUCUAUUUAGCUGUAUUGUAUUUUAAAGAAGGAAGAUCAUGUUUGCCAUAUAUUUUAGGACAGCCAUGACCUGUUGAAGUGAAAGUAUAAAAAAUAAUCUUAGUGGAAAACCAGUAUCAGCUUACAAAGUUCAUAUUUACUCCAAAAAACUCAGUCCUAGAGUGUAUAAAGUUUGAACCAAAAUGGUUGAGGUGAAAAUGGACAGAAUACUUAAGGAGUUAUUUGCUGAGUCUUUAAAUGCUUGCCUUUAAUUGGAAAUUAAAUUUAAAAAAAAAGAACAGAAACAUAAAAGAAGCUACUUAAAUUCGUUUUUUACUGAACUUUUUUCAGGGUAGAUUUCAUGGCUGUUACUCACCAAGAAAGUAUUUGUAUGAUCUAACGUUUCAAAACAUUCUAGCUCUCCAUGGCUUUUGUUUUGUUUUGUUUUUUGUUGUUUGUUUGUUUGUUUGUUGUGUGUGUGUGCUUGAUGUCAGCUCUCCUCAACUCUAAUCUCAAGAACGGGGGUUUGUUAAAAGUUGUAAUCAAGAUCUAGAUAUAAGAAAUUUUAGAAACUAAAGGAUAAGCAGUUCUUUAUACAGGAAGGGUUAUUAAGAGAUGCUCAGUAGGGGUUGGGGAUUUAGCUCAGUGGUAGAGUGCUUGCCUAGCAAGCACAAGGCCCUGGGUUCAGUCCUCAGCUCCAGAAAAAAACAAAGAAAGAUGCUCAGUAAAUAGUUACAUCGAUGAAAUUAGUGGACAUGAAAAAUAUUUUUAAUGUAAUCAAAAUAUCAGCUUUUCCACUCUAAAUGUGGAUAAUCUUUUCUGUUCACAUUGCUCCCAGAUUCAAACAGAAUACAGUUUAAGUUCUUAGUAUCAUAUGUUUUUUAAAAAACCAAAAGAAUUCAAUGUUAUGGAAGAUUAAACUAGAUUUGGAACUUCUUGGGAUUCUAUAUUAACAUUAAGCAUUCACUAACUGUCUAAUAGAAAUGAAAUCAGUAUGUAAGGAGAAUAAAAUAUGGAGCACCUUGAUAGGCAAAUGUGUAUUACCAAACUGUGGGGAAGGAAACAGAGGUUUGCCCAUCGUUCUUGCUAAUUGGAUUUGUUGCAUAGUGAAUAUACUGCAAACACCAGUCAAUCAGGUAAUUUUUGCUGAUGGGCAUUUCUCCUUUGGAGUCUUUAUGACACCUUAAAAAUGGCUAAGCUCUGCUACUAUCCAAAGUAUGGUCCUUGUAAUUUACAUUCAAUCCAUCCAUAUUCAUAAGCAGCUAAUAGAAUCUAAAUGGUAGACACACUGUUAAACUAGAAAUAUGAGUAAUCGUACCUUAGGCUAUCAUUGCAACAAAUUGAAGCCUUGAGGAACUCACUUGACCUCUCUGGAUGACUGUGUUAGUAAGGAUUCCUUCAGCACCACUGCUCGAUAAUAUGAGGCCUAAAUUGAUAUGUGCAUAAAUUUGCAUUUCAAAUUUUCUUGUCCAUCUAAAAAUAUUUUGGAAACUUAAUACUUCAAAUAGAAUUCCCUUUCUUUUCUAUAGAACAAUAAAGAACAUAAUCUUGGUACUUUACUGAACCUUUCAAGACAGCAAGUGCCCAAUUAACUAACCCUCCUCAUUUAUAUUUCUCUUCCUCUUAGGUCUGUUGUAACAUACUGUCGCUUACCCUUAGUUUCCUAUACCAAACAACCAUAUUUUGAACCCUAUUCUAAGACAUUUCAGACUUUCCUAUACUAUCUACAUUCUUACUAUAAUAAUCUACACUAUUUAUUGAUGAAAAACUUGGGAAAUUAGCAGAAGCACGUGAGUUCCUUCAUCAACAGGAAUAUAGAGUUUGAGUGUAUAAGAUUGACUAUAUUUAGAAAACUUAUUGUUUUGACUCAAGACUAAUUUAUUUUCAUUCAAUAUACUUUGGAUAUAUUUUCAUUUAAAAGCAAAUUCCAUACCACUAAUUUUUAGAGCAUUACUCAAGGCACUGUUCCUAAGCCAUGAAAUCUAGAGUUUGCAGAGAUAUUUAUUAAUAAUACUUACACCUGGUCCGUUUUCCACGUAAUUGGAACCUUUUCAACUAAGAAAACAAACCAAAAAUCAAAAAACAAUAAAAGAAGACAGAAAACAUGGUGUUAGUACAAAGUUAUCCUAUGCCUGCCAGAUGUUCUCAGACUCACAUCUGCCUUGAGGACUUCCUAGAUCAAUAGCAUAACAAUUAUUUACAUCAUUUGAAAGAUUGUUAUAAUUAUAAUACAUAUGAUGACCUAGGUCUGUAUUUUUAAUGAAUCCAUAGGCAAUUCAAACAUGCUGCUUGUUUUGGAAGUCUGGGUCCUGUCUAUUAAAUAGAAGUUAUCUAUACUUAAACAUUACAGGUAUGAGAUAUUGCCUUUCCUUAGCUCACUUGGGAUCUUCUUAAAUAUAUCUGUAGGUGUUACUAUAUUUCAAAACCCAAGGUAAGCCUAGUUAUGUCUUGUACAUGGUGCUGCUCUUCAGCUAUAAUUUUGUCAAACUGUUCACCAGUUCCUGGAAAUUAUUUUUCAUGAUCCCCCUUAGAUUUUAUAUAUUUGGUUGUGAGCCUAGCCUUUAACGGCUGAGCCAUCUCUCCAGCCCCUCCCUUAGAUUUUAAAUGCAUUUAUUCUAUUUUAAAUACAAAACAAAAGUAGACAGUUAUUAGGAUUUCUAGGAGCCAUCAAAAUUGCACACAUAAGAUCAAUUGCUUUCCUGAAUCUCAGCAGCUUAAUUGAUAGGUAGGAUAUGGCUACAUGUUAUAAGACUUUAGAUUGUCCACAAUCAUGAAUUUAAUAUUAAAGGUGAGCUAUACACUCACUAGAUCACUCUCUGUGCCUGAUCUCAUCUCUCUUAGUAUCAUGAUUGUAUGUGUAUAGUAUGGGUAGCCUAUUUUGAAAACAAAUGAGUGCAUCGCUAAAACAUUAGACAAUUAUAUGUAUGUGUGUUGUGUGAGUGUUCAACCACUGAGAUAAGUCUUUGGUUGUAAAAAAUGAAAAUAAGAAAAAUCUAGAAUAUAUAAAAAUUUCAGCUCUAAUAUCUAUUGAUGUUAGGUUGGCAUCUCUGCUCAUAAAAAGUUGCUGAAAAUUUAAACAAGCUGAAGGGUUGUUCUCGCAAUAGAAGAGAAACAAAUAAACAUAGUGUGGAAGAAUGACAUUACUGAAAUUAAAAGAGCUAACCUUCAAUAGAAGGGAUAUGCAUAAACAUACUGAUGAAGCAUGCAGUAACAUCUACCACAAUGAGAAAGUAUUAGAAGGCAUGUGGGGGUGGUGGCAGUGAAAUGGAGACACUGAUCACCUCACUAACUGCAUUGAGCAUUUCCUAAAAUAAGCAGGUCUAACUUUUCUUCACUGUUAUUAGAAAUCAGUAGAUUAUUACUAAUUUAGCUUCUUAGCUGUUCAUACAGCUGAAGUCCACAGACAGAAUACCAGAAAGAUCCUCAGAGAUAAUUUUCUAAUGAAGAAAUUGUUUUUAGACAUAUCCAUCAACCCGACUAAGUAUUUCAAAUCAACUGUUGGCUCAGGAACAGAACCAGCUAAGGGUAGAUUAUAAGAGAGCUGAGUCUCCCUUAACCUUUCCUAGAGAUUUUUUUAAAAAAGAAAGAAGUCAAAAUGUGAAGAUAUAAACUCGUUAAACUAAAAAUAGUUUCUUCAGUGGUACAGAAAUCAGAAAAACUAAGAAGGCUGUGAUUAAGACUCCACGAAUUCUAUGAAAAUUAAGGUUUAGCCAAUGAGUAAUCUCAAUUGAGCAUAUAUAUAUAUAUAUAUAUAUAUAUAUAUAUAUAUAUAUAUAUAUAUAUUAGUUGAAUGGCCCAAAAAAAGGAACACUUAAGAAAAAGUUUCACAGGUAAAAAAUGAGUAGUAAUUAAAAUAGUGUAUUAAUUAUUUUUAAUUAUGUUUCUUUAAAAGAUGCUAGAAAAGCCAUAGUUUAUAACAUCACAAAACUUCAAAAAUUGAAUUGGUUUACUGAAUUCUUAGGCAAUCAAAUAUUUUUAAUUUAGCUGAACCUAUACAGGACAUGCAACAAUAGACUUGGAGUUUCAUUAUGAAAAACAUUCAGAUUUUACUAAAAAAAAGGUUUUACAGGUGAUUUCUAUACAAUCUAAAAUUGCAGAAGCAUGUUAAAUUUUCUACAGAGGCCUACAUUCCAUUUCAUUAAUGAGGUUGUAGCAGCUAGACAAUCAAGCUUGGGAAAAAUGGUUUGCUAAGACUCAGUUAGCAUUCAAGACUCAGUACUACUAAUAAUAUAAGACAUAGGAGCAGGUUCCAAUCCAUCCCUCAUCUCAGACUUGUCUCGUUAGCUCCCUUCAGCCCAGGAUUGAGACAAUCCUAGAGAUGCCAUUUUUGUCAAUAUGAAAUCAGCAAAGGUAUGCUCCUGUGUGUUCACAUAUUAUGUAUCUCCAUGGUCAAGACCAGGGUCAAGACCAAUUGUCUACAUAACACUGGAAGCCAUCUACAUUAUAAGGAAACAUGAUCUAUCACAGAUUCUAAUACCAUGAUUUUUUUUAUAAAAAUAACCAAGGGGCUAGGAUUAUGUUUUCCCUCAUUUUCUCUUUCUAUCCCUUAAAAUCAAGUAUGAUAGGAGUCAGGAAUUACAGAGUAUAACAAUGUAAUAAAAAUAAUAUUUUUGUAGACUCCUUAAGAAUCAAAGCAGGAAUGGGGAUAAGAUAUAAAUAUGUUGAAUACACUUUUAAAAUUCAAUUAUCUUCUCAGUAGUAAUGUGGCUUAUUCUGCAUCUAUACCAGCAUGGGAUCAAGAAGUGCUUUCUUAAGAUACAUGAUAAAGGCUUAAAAGUCUAAAUAGGUUUACCAAGACUCAGAAAGAAGAAAGCAUGAAGAAGAAACAAGAAAAUGUGAAAUAGACUCAUGAUCAAAGUCCAUCCUUUUAGCUUUCAACAUCUGUAGUGUAAUUUACUAGCAUUUCUGAGCCACAGAUUUCUCAUGUGUUAUCUACAGGUGAUAGAUUGUACAUUAGAUCCACAUAAGAACGUCUUCAAAAUAUUGGCAUUGACCUGAAACUCUGGUGUAAGUAUAUGGUCUGCCAUAUAUUCCGUGCUCUUCUUCCAUGUUCUCUUCUAGGUGGCUUUGUUCAAUGAGUGGUAGGGAAGGGUGAGGGGAAAUUUCCAUACAACUUUAAGUGCUGCAAAAGAAGAAAGUUGUAGUGAGUGAAGCAUCACAAAGCAAGGUCAGAGAAUGUGCCUACCAUCUUGAUUCCAUUCAGGCCAUUACCAAUGCUUGUGCUGAGGAGUUUAAGUAAUUUUCAUAAAGGGUUUUAUACUCAAAGAAUUGAGGGCAAAGCAAUCACACUGGAACAAAAUGUGCCAAUUCUUUCAGUAAUUCAUAAAACUACUUUGAAAGCAAUUGAAUAUUUUAGUAUUGUAAUUUGCACUAUGAUAUUACUAUGUUCGGACAAACUAAAAUACUCUGAAAUCUAAUGCCAAAUGUACAGUUCAUAGGUUCGUGUUAUUUCUUAUAAGUGUUUCAUUGCAUUGUUCCAGUUGUUUAAUACCAUUAACUUACCCUGGGUGUGUUGUUAUGAUGCAGAUCCAACAGGGUUAUUGUAAGCACACUAAUUAGUCAUCUGGGGUUUUAUAGAUAAAAUCAUACAUUGAUCAGAAAUCACUUUUCUACUUAUUUUUUUGUAGAGUAUUUUUCCACACUUGAAAAAAAAACAUGAUUAUUUUAUAUCAAACAUCAGUUUUCUUUAAAAUCUUAUUUUAGUAGCCACUGCAUGUUUGAAAUAAGAUGGUAAAUAUUAUAUGACAAUAGUGAGAUUGUGUUUGUAAGUGAAAGUGCAUGCUCUAAUGAAUCACACAGCUUUGGUGGCAUAUUUUUUCCACUGCCACCUGAUAUGCAAGCUUUGUCUGAAUCUGUGUGCAUGUUUCACAUGCUUUCCAGAGUCCGUUUUUUAAUAUUUACAAAGUGAUAUGUGAUUUUUAGUGCCGAUAAGCCAGUGAGCCAAGAUGCAAUACUGUUUUGCUUUCAUUUUUCUUCAAACUUAUUAUGUUGUAAAUUUUCUCGGAAAACUUUUUCUUGAAGUUGUUGGCAAUAAACUAUAACAAAAAAAAAAGAAUUUGCUGAUAAAUCUUACAAGUGACUGCACAGCAACUUACUGUUACAAAGCAUGAUGUGAAAAGAUCAUUUUACUAAUUCCAUUCUAUGAAUACAAUAUUCUGGCAUCUUUUUGUAUAAUUAAGAAGAGUUUAUCAUUUUCAAAACACUGCCAAAGUCAGUAAUACUGCCAAAAGGGAGGAACACCAAGUCAGACCUGCAUUACAUUAACCUGAACAAUAGCAGACUAUCCAGACUGUGUAGACUGUCAAUCAGUACAGCAAAUUAGAGGGACAGACCCACUCCUUUGUUUCUUAGUCAUUUGGAAAAUGUAUAAGGAAUAUAAAUUUUGGCAACAGAGACAUGCCUUUACAUGCUGUUAACUCACAGCAACAUUUUAAAUAAAAUUCAUUCCAUUCUGGAAAAGAUAUGCCCAGGUCUUUUGUUUGUUUCAGAAAUAUACUUGUGUUUUUGAAAGCUCGGAUUUCAAACAGUUAAUAUAUGUAGACCACCUGUUCCUUCUCCAAAUGAUAAGUCAUUUAUUGUAACACGUAAUGGGUAGAACAUAGCUUUCAGUCAGUUACUCAAAUCACCAGUAUAAACAUUCGUAAUGUUAGAAGGUGAUUUCACUGUGAUGUUAUGAGAGCAAUGGAAACCCUAGUUAUUCGUUCAUUUUUCUCAUGUAUUUAUUUAUAGAAAAUUGCUUCUUUCAAGUCUGAUGUUGACAGCAUCAAAUGAGUUAAUAUAAUGCUAAGAAAACUGACUCUGGUUAUGAUCUCAGGUCACAAUCCUGAAGCUGGGUCUUGCUGCAAUCCAAAAUAAAACAUUGAGUCAAAUGAUGAGCAGCCUGCCCGGCCUUAGAGAGGGCAACUAUAGCAGUCAUGAUACCAUAGGUGUAAGCAGCAGAAAGAAUUGCUGCACUAUUCAUGACAUUGUAGGUGUAUGAACGUUCUACACCAUUCAUGAUACUAUAGAUGUGUAACACUCAGCAAACAUCUGAUCUGGGCUCUCGGUUGGUACUGCAUGCAUCCCUUCAUUUAAAUAACCUGUAAAUAACAUCACUUUGUGGCAGCUAAGCGAAUAUUUUAAUAAGCCAUGAAAGGCAUGAUAUAAGAAAUCUGUACUUUCAGGUGUUUGGGGAAAAAAAUUGUACCUUCCAUAAAUUAAAGUGGAGUUGCCGUUUGAAAUUUCCUUCCCUUAAAAAUAUGCUGUAACACUGUAUGUUCGUCGCUGUCUUUUCAGACGUAUAAAUACAUGAUGUGACUACUACAGCUUUGUGAAAUUUUGUUUAGCAAUUAAUGACUUUAACAAUCUGAACAACGAUUUCAAGGCAGAAGUAAAUACAUAAGGAAUUUGAGCCUGUUUGUAAAAAGUCUAUUCCUUAUGUCAGAUUUACUGUAUUCAAUGUAAAUACCUCACGGAUAUAACACUGGAGCCAGUGGAUGUGUAAAUAAUUAUGUUCUAUUUGGGCCUAAUGCAUUCCUGUAAUGUGAAUAUUUAAAAUAAAGGAAUUCAAUUUAAAUGCA